AUAAUGACCUCGCCCGACUUUGGAACUUGGCCCGCCCGUUGAGCACGACGCCUCCUUGACUGCGAAUUCCCUACUCCAUUCACUCACGCUCACUUGUCACCUGUUACUUUUUUUCUUCUUCCAUCAGCCAUGGCAGCAAACGGCAGCAUGCGCAGACGAACCGUCGACGCGCCCGCGAGCCUUCACCCGCGCACAUCGUCGCAUUCCACCCAAACACCCGAACACUCGCCUAUAGAUUCCAUGCCCGCGCAAUUGGCCUCUGACAUGCCUUCCAUUUCCACAACGAAGCCGAGCGGCGCUCCUGCGCUGCACAGGAAGCAGUCGUCGCCCAUGAUGCCUCCUUUCAUGGUCUCUGCACCCGGCAAGGUCAUCGUCUACGGAGAACACGCGGUAGUGCACGGCAAGGCUGCCAUCGCCGCCGCCAUAUCGCUCCGCUCCUACCUCCACGUUUCGUUCCUCUCCAAAUCGAAUCGGACAGUUAAAUUGCGCUUCCCCGACAUACAGAUGGAACACACGUGGAAUAUCGAUGAUCUGCCAUGGGACAGCUUCUCCAAGUCAGGCAAGAAGAAGUACUACUACGACCUCGUUACCUCGCUAGACCCCGACCUCAUGGCCGCCAUCCAGCCCUUCAUCGACGAAGUAUCACCGAAAGCCCCCGAGUCGAUACGCAAGAUUCACCACGCCUCCGCAUGUUCCUUCCUAUACCUCUUCCUUUCCCUCGCGUCGCGCAAAGUCCCUCCGUGCGUUUACACACUACGAUCUACCAUUCCCAUUGGUGCUGGAUUGGGCAGCAGCGCCAGUAUAUCCGUCUGCCUCAGCACGGCAAUGCUCCUGCAGAUACGUGCACUCAGCGGGCCUCACCAAGACCAGCCGCCGCAAGAGUGUGAGCUCAACAUCGAGCGGAUCAACCGUUGGGCGUUCGUCGGGGAGAUGUGCAUACACGGAAAUCCCUCAGGUGUCGACAAUACCGUUUCCUCAGGCGGCAAAGCGGUUCUCUUCCAGCGGAGGGACUACGACAAGCCACCUCUAGUCAUACCAUUGCAUAGCUUCCCCGAGCUCCCACUGCUGCUCGUAAACACACGACAAUCGCGCAGCACGGCAACAGAAGUCGCCAAGGUCGCCAACCUUCUCAAGGUGCACCCCGCCCUCACAGAAAACAUCCUUAAUGCUAUUGGCCUAGUGACGGAAUCUGCACACAAAUUACUCACAUCCCCCGAUUUCGAUUCAACAUCUCCAGACUCACUAAGACAUCUCGGUGAACUCGUCACGAUGAACCACGGGCUACUCGUCUCAUUGGGCGUCUCACACCCCAAACUUGAGCGUAUCCGCGAAAUUAUCGAUCAUACGGGCAUUGGCUGGACAAAACUUACAGGUGCAGGAGGCGGAGGAUGCGCUAUUACCAUCCUUAAGCCCCAACCACCAGCCCUCACCAACGGUCAUGCGAAUGGCGCGCACCACGAUACCUCAUCAGACGAAUCUGACGCCUCUUCCGAAGCGGACGGGGGCGGCGCCGCAUCCGUAAUAUCCAAUGGCACAAAGCUAAAGUACAAGAUUCUCGACUCUCUUGAGGUCAAGCUGGAGAAGGAAGGCUUCGAGAAGUUUGAGACAACGCUUGCCGGUGACGGAGUGGGUGUGCUUUGGCCUGCUGUCCUACACAAUGGGAAUGAAGAAGAAGGUGGAGAGGAGAUCGAUCAAGAGAAGUUCCUUCGGGCUGAGGGCACAAUCGGUAUUGAAAGACUGGUCGGCGUGUCCAGCUCGAAACGAAAGGGCCUCAGAGAGGUUAGAGAGGGUUGGAAAUUCUGGAGACCCUGGGAGGUUCCCGAGUAGUAAACUCGGGUCUUUUGUUCCAAACAACUCGUCUGCUUCCAACAUGUUCUGGCAAUGUCCUGGUUGGGUUCGAGUUUCAUCUUCCGUUCUUGUUUCUUUGUUUUUUUAGUUAGAUAUAGGGAUUUCAUUUUACUUGAAGCCUUGACAGGCGUGAAGGAAAAGGCUAAAGAAGUAAUGUCUUGUAGAUAUGAGAUGGCUGAUACAAUCUGGCUGCAAGGCGCCUGUGGCUGAAGUAUGGCCUAGCGUGAGCAGGACAGCAAUAAUGGAAUCUGAAAGUUCCUCAUGCACCAGUUCAUUGUACUGCCAGUUCUAGCCUGCAUUUCACCUACAAUAAACACAAGGUCGUAGCGAAUCGAAGU
Messenger RNA from Alternaria rosae, 2186 nucleotides. RefSeq names its product ribosomal protein S5 domain 2-type protein. Gene Ontology annotation, molecular function: ATP binding; mevalonate kinase activity. The record is from RefSeq and is a predicted model, not a curated record. Lineage: Eukaryota; Fungi; Ascomycota; Dothideomycetes; Pleosporales; Pleosporaceae. The transcript has 3 exons. Gene Ontology annotation, biological process: isoprenoid biosynthetic process; ergosterol biosynthetic process. Gene Ontology annotation, cellular component: cytoplasm. The coding region runs from base 130 to 1827 and encodes 565 amino acids.